AUGCCAAAAAGCAGGGAACUACGCCAUAGACGGAGACAUGAGAAAUUUUCAAGGGAACGGAAGCGAGUCAGGACAGAGGCUAGGUCUGUUGACGCCGCCGAUUCCCGUGACCAAAGAUUAUCACAACAGACACCAGGAUCUCCCCAGGCUGGAACUUUACAUGUAAUCCACGAACACUCCUCAACACCCCCAGUGGCUCGAGUGAACCUGGGUUCUGACGGAACGCGUUUGGGUAUUUGUUCAAGUAACGAUGCAUUACCGGAAAUAGACACGCCCUUAGGAAGGGUACGAGGUUUAUGGAAGGAGUCACUGGAUGGGAGAAAAUUCGCUGCCUUUGAGGGAGUCCCAUAUGCGAAGCCUCCAGUGGGAGAUCUCAGAUUCGAGGAACCCCAUGCUGCCACACCAUGGACAGGAACUUGGCUGGCUGACAACCCUCAAACGUGCACCCAAAUUUGGAUAUUUACUGGCGAUGUAAUAGGUGAAGAAGACUGUCUCUACCUGAACGUCUACGUACCAGCUGAUUACGUGAACAACCCAAAAAAAUUGGAAGUGGUCGUCUCAAUCCAUGGCGGUGCGUUCUUAUUGGGCCAAGCACACUCAGCUCUCCCAGAGUUUUUCAUGGAUAAGGACUUUGUCCUUGUCACCAUUAACUAUCGACUUGGGAUAUUCGGGUUCCUCAGCACAGAAGAUGGCGUCAUACCCGGAAACAAUGGCAUGAGAGAUCAAGUACAGGCCUUCAAAUGGAUCAAGGAUAACAUCGCCUCCUUUGGGGGCAAUCCAAACUCUGUUACGAUACAGGGCAUGUCAGCUGGAGGAACCAGCGUACACUUUCACUAUUUCUCGCCCCUUUCCAAAGGUUUAUUCCACAGGGGAUUCUCUCAGAGUGGAACGGUUCUGGCCCCUUGGACGAUCACGAAGAAUCCUUUAGAGAACGCUAAGAAACUUGCCGUAUUGGUUGGUUGUCCUGACGGACCCUCCAAAGAUCUAAAGAAAUGCCUUAAACAGAGACCGGCGCAGAGUUUAGUGAAGCAAAUGCAUCACUUUUUUGGUUACCGUACGAUGCCAAUUUCCCCCUUUGCCCCUGUAGUGGAGAAAGGCUCAAAGGAACCUUUCUUGGACAAAGAACCCUUUUGGUUACUCCAACAAGGAAAGGUACUAGAUGUUCCUUGGGUUACCUCUCACACAGCUGAUGAUGGGUUAAUGGUAUCACCAUUCUACUGGGAUGAAUUGGACCAUAUAGAUCAAAACUGGGAUCAGUUGUCCCCCUAUUUUUUGGAUUACAACAACACGCUACCGGAAUCAAGAAGGGUAGGAGUGUCCAGGGAAAUUUUGGUACAUUAUUUUGGACCUGGGGGAAAAAUCAACAAGGAGACCUUCUCAAAGUUUACUCAGAUGCUCACGGAUAGGUAUUUUGCUAUUCCUGGAGAAAUGGCGGCUAAAAUGCAAGCAAACGUCUCAAAAUCUUCGGUGUACUAUUAUAUUUUCAGUUAUAAGGAAGGUGUAAACAAAGCUGUGGAAUUUUUCACCAACUCUACAGAGAUUAAAGGUGUGGGCCAUGGUGACGAUUGUAUUUAUUUACAAGGGUUAUUUUACAAAAAACCAUUUUCUGAGCAAGAUAAACGACUGAAAAAUGCAUUUCAAAACAUGUUAUACGAAUUUGCAUCUACAGGGAUACCCUCUUUUGAUGGAACCAAUAAGUGGCAGCCAACAGGACCUGAAGAAUUGACCUUCUUAAACGUGACUGGUCCGGAGAAAAUGAAGUUGCAAAAGACCAAAAGCUUGAUUCGUAGUGACUUCUGGAGCAAACUGGGUCUUUUAGAGAACCAAAAUGCAAUCAACGUGAAUUUAUAGAGAAAUUCUUUAUUAUGUAUUUUGAAUUUAUACAAUCAAUGUAGUUUUAAUAAAGAUACCAAUGAUAAUUGUACGAGACCAAGUAAA
Molecule: messenger RNA, 1938 nt
Organism: Anoplophora glabripennis (Asian longhorned beetle)
Lineage: Eukaryota; Metazoa; Arthropoda; Insecta; Coleoptera; Cerambycidae
Product: venom carboxylesterase-6-like
Exons: 9
Coding region: 1-1851 (616 amino acids)
Source: RefSeq, a predicted model, not a curated record